Molecule: messenger RNA, 2124 nt
Organism: Caenorhabditis sp. 36 PRJEB53466
Lineage: Eukaryota; Metazoa; Nematoda; Chromadorea; Rhabditida; Rhabditidae
Source: the annotation of a GenBank genome assembly
AUGACAGAACCGAGUGGUGGUGGCGUCGUCGACAACUCGCCGCUCAUGUCGGCUGUCAAAAUAGAUGCAGAAUCUGCAGCUGGAGAGGGAUCGGAAGUGGCCGCAACGCUCGAGGAUCUGCUUCAGGUGACCUCUGCGUGAGUGACUUGCUUCAUAGUGUGGCCUUCCAUUUUCUUAGUUUCAUAAACCUUACAUGAUCGUACUCGGAGCCUUGGAAUCGGUUUGCCAACGCAUCAUUCAAUUGCAGAUGGCGUCCCUACCCGCUCUUCAUCAUCUGCUCCAUGUCGUUCCUCUGGUCGCUCUGCGCCCUCAGCGCCAUCUCGCCCGCAUUCACCGCCUCGGUCGAAGUGUGCUCCGACAACUGCUCCUUCUACACAAUACAGCACGAGUUCAACCUAACCACUUCAUUUUUCCUCGAGCCCGCCGAGCUCACCACGUCCGUUUAUUUCUUGGGCAACUUGCUUAUUGGGCAGCUAUUCGCCGUGAUCGCUGACAGGUGACUAUUGAUUUCGUCACAACGUUGCUGACCUGUCACUCUGUACCGUACAUGCAUUUAUUGACAGAUUCGGCCGCCGUCCAAUCGUCAUCUCAUCGCUCUUUUUUACCGGUAUCGCCGGCUCGCUCGGCGCCUUCGCUCCCAAUUUUUCUCUGCUUCUUCUCGCAAGAUUUAUUCAAGGAUCAUGUUAUACUGUAGGUGUCAUCUUUGCUUUUCUGAAAGCUCAAACCUCUUUUUGUUUUCAGCCCCUGACAACUGUAAACUACGUGCUGAGCGGAGAGAGUAUUCCGACGCGUUCCCAGUCGCUCACGUCCAUCUUCUUCGGCGUCUUCUGGGUGUGCGGCUAUUGUUUUCUGGCGCCCAUGUCGGUUUGGUUUCCCACGUGGCGCACUCUCCAGUUCGCCACCGCCGUUCCCAACGUUAUCAUGGCACUGUUCCUCUUGAUGUAAGUGUUUAUGCGUUUUGCUCAAUGACCAUCAAAAGUGCUCGGUUCUUUUGCAGCACUCUUCCCGAGAGCAUUGCGUAUUCGAUCGAGAAGAGAGACCGUUCGGCCGUCGAGCGGUGGAUCAGAAACAAUGAAAGGCUGUCGUGUCGCAAGAUCGCACACAACUUGGAUUCGAUUAUGAAGAUCGAGAACAAACGGCCGGAGAGACUGACAAUCCUCCAGAUGCUUCGGGCGAUUCUCGCGGAUCGAUCGAUAAUCCGUCGGAUGGUUCUGGAGCUGAUCCUCUGGAUUCUGACCUUCAUGACUUACUGUGCCCUCUCGCUGACCUCCACCUCCGUCGGCAACUCGGACCCUCUCGUCUCUUUCCUCUUCUCCGGCGUCGUCGAACUUCCCGCCUACCUGUUCAUUCCAAUCUGUCUCAAAUGGUGAGUAUAUCCCUUCUUUCCAUAGUUGCCACGGGCCGGGCCGGGCCAGGGCCUUUUCCAAAACUCCGGCCCGGUUCAAAAAGCGGGAAUUCAAAAUUUGAAUUAUUGAUCGCAUGAAGCCAUUUUUUUUGUAGAAUUAGGGGUUUUUUUGCAAGCAUCGAACAUUGAAAAACAAAUGUAUUUCUCAUAAAAAAUUCAUAAUAGCAAAAAAACAAAGAAGAAACACUAAAACUUUAGUUCGAAAAUUUUUUUUGUAAUAACGAAAAAAAAAAUUUCCGCGAAAAUUUGAAUUCCCGCCUUUUGAACCGGGCCGGGCCGGCACUUCACCGACCCGGGUCGGCCCGCAUGGCCGGCCCGAAAUCUGGCAAGUCUGCUUCUUUCCCUCCCAUUCCAUUGAUUUCAGGACGAAACGUCGUCCGACCCGCUUCUUAAGCCAUUCGAUCGGCGCGUGCGCUCUGCUCGUCAUGUACUUCCUGUCGUACGAGAGCCCGUGGCACCUCGUCAUCUGGCUCGUCGCCAAGUUCUGCGCCGCCUGCUGCUACAUCUUCUGCUUCAUUUACGCCUCCGAACUCUUUCCGACGUUCUGCCGCUCGUGCUGCAUCGGCGUCUGCUCCACGUGCUGCAACAUCGGAGCCAUCGUGGCGCCGCACGUCUUCGCGAUGGACCUUCUGCUCGCCGGCUCUCAGUUUCUGCUGCUCGCCGCCGUCGGCGUCUUCUGUGCCGUCUUGGCUCUUUUGCAGCCGGAGACUAAAGUCUAG